Messenger RNA from Lodderomyces elongisporus, 810 nucleotides. It is a transcript of the gene MAM33, whose product is annotated as Mam33p. NCBI's taxonomy places the organism in Eukaryota, Fungi, Ascomycota, Pichiomycetes, Serinales, Debaryomycetaceae. Gene Ontology annotation, cellular component: mitochondrial matrix. Bases 1 to 810 code for a protein of 269 amino acids. The record is from RefSeq and is a predicted model, not a curated record. Gene Ontology annotation, biological process: cytosolic ribosome assembly. The transcript has a single exon.
AUGUCGAGAGUUUUAUCCAACAGCGCACGCGCCAACCUUGCCAAAAGAUUGGCAUUGUCUCCACUCAAGCCUCAAUUGAGAACAAAAGCCUUCUCUACAGUUGUAAAGCCUUUAGCAGUCAACGCUUUGACAAGUGUUAGAUCAUUCCACAACACUUGUGUCAGACUCAACGAAAGUGCCGAAGCAGCACUCAAGGAAGUUAUCAAAUCCGAAAAGGAUGUUGUUAGUGCCAUCCCAAAUGAGUUGGAAAGCAGUUACCAAGAUUUCCUCUCCCAAAGUGGUUUCAAGAUCAUUGCUUCACCAGGUAAGGCCAACGUGGAAAUGGUGAAAACCGAUGAAUCAACCGGAAACAUUAUCCACGUUUACUUUGACAUUGAUGAAAUCACUGACAUCCCUACAGAAGAUUUUGAGGCUAUGGAAGGUGAUUUGGAAGAAGAAGCUGAUUCCUUGGAUCAAUUAUUAUGUAACGUUAAGGUUCUUGUUGAAAAACCGGACAACACUGGUUUGUUCUUUAGCUUGCUUUUGCAAAACACUGAGAGCUCUAUCAUGAUUGAUUUCAUCAAUGUUCAAAAAGACGUUAAACAGUUUAUUAAGAAUGUUCAAGAACAAAAUGAGUUUGUUGACAAAUUUAACUACCAAGGUCCUAAAUUUGCCGAGUUGGAUGAGAGCUUGCAAACUGAAUUCGAAAAUUACUUGCUUGAAAAAGGUGUCAACAACGACUUGGCUGACUUUAUUGUUGCCUACAGUGAUGUGAAAGAAGAAGAUGAGUACAGAUUAUGGAUCAAUGAAAUCGGAAAAUUCUUGAACUAG